Molecule: messenger RNA, 1284 nt
Organism: Pyrenophora tritici-repentis Pt-1C-BFP
Lineage: Eukaryota; Fungi; Ascomycota; Dothideomycetes; Pleosporales; Pleosporaceae
Product: D-galacturonic acid reductase
Biological process (GO): NADPH regeneration
Cellular component (GO): cytoplasm
Molecular function (GO): oxidoreductase activity; nucleotide binding
Source: RefSeq, a predicted model, not a curated record
AUGGCGCCAGUAGAAGUUCUCAUGGUCGGUACUGGCGAGUACACGACUGGUUUCGUAGGAGGCGGUGCCUCAAAAUCAGACAAGAAGGUCGGUGUCGUAGGACUGACGCUGUUUGAUCUCCGGAGGCGCGGCAAGGUGGGCAAGCUGUCCAUGGUUGGAACAUCGGGCGGCAAAUUCCCCGCCAUCCGCGAGCACCUGCAGAAGAACAUCUCCGAGGCCUACAAUGGUCUGGAUGUAUCUUUUGACGAGUUCCCGAAACAAGGGAAAACAGACCCGAACGCGUACAAGGAGGCUAUUGACGCGCUUCCAAAAGGCAGUGCGAUCACCAUCUUCACCCCUGAUACCACUCACUACCCGAUUGCCUUGUAUGCCAUCGAACGUGGAAUCCAUGUCUUGAUCACAAAGCCUGCAGUGAAACUGUUGGAACACCAUCAAGCGCUUCUUGAUGCCGCAAAAAAGCACAACGUGUUUGUUUACAUUGAGCACCACAAGCGAUAUGAUCCCGCCUAUGCGGAUGCGCGUUUCCGGGCACAGAAGCUGGGUGACUUCAACUACUUUUACUCCUACAUGAGCCAGCCAAAGAGUCAGCUGGAGACGUUCAAAGCGUGGGCAGGUAUUGAUUCAGAUAUCUCCUACUACCUCAACUCCCACCACAUCGACGUCAACGAAUCGAUGAUUCCCGACUGGAAACCUGUUCGUGUCAUGGCUAGCGCCGCAAAGGGAAUUGCAACAGGUCUGGGAUGCGACCCUGCCACCGAGGACACAAUCACACUUCUCACCAACUGGGUGAAGAAGGAUGACCCCAGCAAGGUUGGAACGGGCGUUUACACAGCAGGUUGGGCAGCCCCACAAAAGGCUGGUGUACACUCGAAUCAAUACUUCCAUUACAUGGCAUCUACUGGAGAGAUUCGUAUCAACCAGGCCAAGCGAGGCUACGACGUCACUGAUGACGAGGGCGGACUGCUCUGGUAUAAUCCUUUCUAUAUGAAGUACGCUCCUGAUGAAGAGGGCAAUUUUGCAGGGCAGACGGGCUAUGGAUACAUCUCAUUUGAGAAGUUCAUUGAUGCUGUCAACAACCUUAACGCAGGCAAGGUCACGCUAGACCAGCUCGAUGCGCGGCCACUACCGACUUUGAAGAACACCAUCGCGACAACCGCAAUUCUCGAGGCUGGCCGGAGAUCGCUGGACGAGAACCGACCCAUUGAGAUUAUCCAAGAAAAUGGUGUCUGGUCUCUAAAGUAAAUGGCAGUCGUUAGUAUCAAAUGAACAUUUCACUGUGUCGGC